Cornus florida is the source of this 603-nucleotide messenger RNA. RefSeq lists its product as uncharacterized. The transcript has a single exon. The coding region runs from base 1 to 603 and encodes 200 amino acids. Lineage: Eukaryota; Viridiplantae; Streptophyta; Magnoliopsida; Cornales; Cornaceae. The record is from RefSeq and is a predicted model, not a curated record.
AUGAUAGCCAAAGGAGACCUAGCAGACUAUUUCGGGCCGAAGAAGCAGACAAGGCUGAUGGAGGUAAAUCCUCGAAAAUUAGAAGACAAUCAGGUAAAGGUCAUUCACGCGAUACAUGGAAAGUCAGAGAAGGAUCAAGAGUCAGAAGAGGUGUAUCGCUCCAGAUUGCGAGCAGUCCACAAGCUGAGGAAAUUAUCCUCGGUUAACACCAUCACCUCGGGUAGUAUAAGGAUCGGCUUCGGAGAUGAAAACCUGUCGAAGGUACAGCUUCCCCACGAAGACCCACUCGUCAUUAGCUUUCUAGUAGCAAACUACAUGAUUAGAAGAGUCCUGGUAGACCCUGGCAACAUCACAAAUAUUAUAACUAAGGCAGUCUUUGAGCAAUUAAAGAUUCUAUUAUCCUUAAUUAAAGCCACUUCCAGCCCUUUGAUGGGGUUCGAUGGAAUAAAAGUAGAUCUCAUUGGUAUAGUAGAUUUGUCAGUCAUCACUGCGAAGAGGACACUGAAGGAAAACUUCGUUCUACCAAAAAUUCACCCUUCUUACAAUCUCAUCAUGGGGAGAGGGUGGAUUCACCAAAUGAAUGGAGUACCAUUUACUCUAUAG